AGCUGAGGCAAAGAGAUCCUCAAUUCCCAUAUUUUGGCGGCAAGCCCCACCCAACACCUCAGCCAAGUUUGAUGGUACACGUCGAUGUAACGCUCGCGGCCACCAAGGCAAUCAUUCACGAACUAUAUGGGGAUUCUGCUGCUGCUCAGAUCACAAAGUCAAAAUUCCAAGUCAUUACUGUCUGGAGGGCCCUCGCAGUUCCCGUCAGGGACUGGCCUCUUGCCCUGUGCGAUGCAUCCAGUGUUGAUCAGGCCGACUUUGUGGACACGGAUGUGAUUUAUCCCAAUUACAUUGCGGAGAAUCGCAUGCUACAUUUCGAUGCAGAUCAGAAGUGGUACUGGUUGCCAGAUCAAACAGCGGAUGAGGUGCUUGUCUUCAAGGCUAUUGAUUCGGAUGAACUCCUCUCCUCCCCUUGCCCGCACGGCGCAUUUCCUCUCCCGGGUCAAGACCAGGACACCAUGUCAAGAAGGGAGAGUAUAGAUGUUCGACUGCUCGUCAUGUACACAGACAUGAUUUAUCCAGAGUCCAAGCCCUGGGCUAGUUAAAUAAGUGGAGAUAUGAUAAUUCCACUACUCCACUACGCCGGGUAGACCAGCGUUUUUCUGUGGGGCUUUUGUGAGGGUUCGUUGGGAAGAGUCAGUCAGUGGUUACUGUAACUAUCCUGUUGGUAUGGUUAGUAUAAGAUACUGCUCUUUUCGAGCAAGCACCAGCUUUAAGCCAACCAGAUUGAAUCUUCAACAACCAUAUCACAAAGAAUAAUCCCCUCUCCCAUUGAUUAUUGAUCUCCUUUUUAGGAUGUAUUGCUUCUAGUUGAUCCCAUAGUUGAUUUGUUUCUGAGUUAAAUCUAGGGAAGUGGUGGUGGCGAGACUGAUAAUAUACUAUAAAGAGACCCCAGCUGUCUCUCCAUCACAUGAACCUAUCCUGUGAUCCCACUGCGAAACGCUGUGAUAUGAAGUUGAAGUUGAUCAAAGAAUCAGCAGAACAGUGCAAUAAACAGGCUUCAGCGGCAUUGACAACCAAAGUAUUGUUCAGCUGGUAAGGAGCAAGUCACAAGAAAAGAAGCCUAGUAGAGUACAGAUAGGGUUUGUAGAAUAAAGUUGAG
This is a messenger RNA of Blastomyces dermatitidis ER-3, 1102 nucleotides long. RefSeq lists its product as uncharacterized. The transcript has 4 exons. The coding region runs from base 72 to 545 and encodes 157 amino acids. Gene Ontology annotation, molecular function: oxidoreductase activity. The record is from RefSeq and is a predicted model, not a curated record. NCBI's taxonomy places the organism in Eukaryota, Fungi, Ascomycota, Eurotiomycetes, Onygenales, Ajellomycetaceae.